Molecule: messenger RNA, 1757 nt
Organism: Sphaeramia orbicularis (orbiculate cardinalfish)
Lineage: Eukaryota; Metazoa; Chordata; Actinopteri; Kurtiformes; Apogonidae
Product: ankyrin repeat and SOCS box protein 15-like
Exons: 10
Coding region: 21-1757 (578 amino acids)
Cellular component (GO): cytoplasm
Molecular function (GO): protein binding
Source: RefSeq, a predicted model, not a curated record
CGCUAACAUACCUCACAGUGAUGAACACCUAUGAUGAAUAUGGGGAAGAAGAGCUCAAUGAGUACAUCAUCCAGCUCAGUAUUCAGGAAUCCUGCCAAGAUGCAUUUCUGAAAUCUGCAGCCAGUUUAGCGGCAUCAACAAAUGAAAACCUGAGAGUCUUGGCUGCCAUCGAGCAAGGUGAGGUCUCAGUUCUGAGGAGGAUGCUGAGGCACACCUUCGCCUUCAGGGAAUCAGACAGUCAUGGAUGGCUUCCUCUCCAUCGAGCCGCAUCCCAGCCGGUCCUAGAGGUCCUGGAAACUGUCCUGACGUUGGCGGCUCAGGGGCUCAGCUUGGAGGAGAGGACAGCAGUGGGAGGAGAGACAGCGCUGACACUGGCAGUCAAAGCUGGGCUGGUGCAGAAUGUGAGGAGUCUGCUGAAGCAUGGAGCCAACCCACACAGCACCAACAGCAAGAACGAGACACCGCUGCUGCUGGCUGUCAGGUCUGGUUCUUAUGAGCUUUCACACACACUGGUGACUCAAGGCGCUUGGGUGGAGCAGGUCUGCAGGAAGAGGUGGACAGCCAUGCAUGAAGCAGCCAAACAGGGCAGCGUGGACAUCGUAAUGAUGCUGCUGAGGAACGGGGGCCGAGUGAACCACAAGGAUGUAGCCGGAGUGACGCCGCUGUCUGUGGCUGCAGAGCACGGACACUUCCACAUCACAGAGAUUCUGGUGAACUGUGGUAGUAAAGUGAAUUCUCAGGCCUGUAAUGGGGAAAGUGUUCUGCUGGAUGCAGCCGGAUCAGGAAACACUGCUUGUAUUCAGCUGUUGCUUGACAACGGAGCCAACCCCAACCUGCCCAGCGUCACCGGACACCUGCCCAUCCACAAGGCAGCGUACGCCGGACACUACGAUGCUCUGAAGAUGCUGAUACCUCUGACCACAAAGAAGGCCCUGAAAGAGGCAGGGAUGAGCCCGGUCCACUCUGCGGCAGAAGGAGGACACAGCCACUGUCUGAAGCUCCUGCUCGCCUGUGGCUUCGACGUCAACUACCGCAUGAACACCAGAAACUCUGAAAACUACCGGGACAUGAGAAGGAGCGCCUUAUACUUUGCUGUUUCCAACGGGGAUGUGGAAUGCACUAAAAUCCUAUUGGCAGCUGGGGCCAAGACCGACUUAGACCCACUGUGCUGCCUCCUAGUGGCCGUCAGGUCAGGCCGAUAUGACAUUGUGAAGUUGCUUCUAGCAGCCAAAGCUGACGUUAACUGUUACUUCACCGUAGUGAGUGACACCGUGUUUCCCACUGCGCUGCAGUACUGCCUGAAGGACGAGAUGAUGAUGAGGCUACUGCUCAACAACGGAUACAAAGUGGAAAGAUGUUUUCAGUGUCACCAUGACAAAGCUUAUGAUGCUGCAGAUGAAGGGGAUGCAGGGGAAGGCAAAAUCCCAUUCUGUGAGUUCAUGAGUCUCUGCUGCGUUGUGCAUCUGGCCGGCAGCGUAGUCCGGACCCUGCUGGACUACGUCAAGCAUGUCCACAUCUGCUCCAAACUCAGACUGAUACUGGAAAAACAGAGAGAGUGGCCCGAGAUACAUGACAUCCUCAGUAGUCCUCACUCCCUCAGGCAUCUCUGCAGACUGGAGAUCAGAAAGCGUCUAACUCUGAAGAGACUAAACAACCCUGAAAUUAUGAACUCGCACAUUUUCCCGCCCAGACUGAAGAGCCUCAUUCUCUAUCAAGAACUGGAUCUUUACAACCAGGACCAUGAACGCAUCAUGUGA